UCAAAAUGACUCAAGCAUGGACAUACCCAAUGGGAGUAACGCUGCCAAAUCCAGGUUUGGAGCAGACACAAAAUAGGCUUAGAGCUCUUCGUGCUCAGACGGAAGAUACCGAGGUCAAGGAUUUCGUCGAGAAUAUCCCACAAUUCGUCCGAGGAAGUCGUCUAAAAAACCUGGAUCCUGAAAAACGAGUCAAAUACUUGAAAGCAUUGAUGGAUCUGAAGGGGUGGGAUGAUAAUAAAGAGAACUUGAUUCGACACACACAGCGAACUGUCGUUUUUAAAAAUUUGCUGAGCUCAGAGGAAGAUAUUGCGACGAAAGAAGUCAUAUUAGACAACUUAUUCGCAUUUUGCCCCAAACACCUGUUGAAAAUACAUCGCCUGAUGCUCUUGGAUUGGCUUGUUCGCUACGCUGAACAGCUAGAAAGCCUGACUUUGAGAACGGAAGUGCCAUUGGGUGUGGUUGCUCUGGAAGAUAGCGGAGUGGCUAGUAUUUGCCAGAUGAAAAUGCUCAACAAGCUGGAAUUGUGUUCAGUCUACUAUUCAGACGUGAUAAAAAUCUGCUCGACGCUGCGGCAGCUGACGCAUAUUGAUGUCACCAUCGUGUCCACAUGCGAAGGCUUGGAAGGGGACCUCAACAAAUUUUACAGCUCCUUUAGCCUGCUGAAAGUUUUCCUUUUCCGCGCCAUUGGAGCUUGUUCCUGCUCACCCCAUUAUUCAACUUUUGAAGACCACCUCUACGGUCUGUGCGUCAAAUAUUUGCCAAAUAUUGAAGUCGUCAGAGAAUAUGCUGAUAAUGCCAUGUGCAAGAGCCAGAAUAUUUUGAAUUUUCCGAGACUCACCUCGGCGCUUAAGCACUUGAGCACUAUUCCCUCUGAAUAUGAUUGGAGCUCCAAAUUCCCUGACGUCACUCAUCUGAAGUUUAUAUUAAUUUUUGAUCCAGGAGACGUUAAAAUUGGCCAAUCCCGAUCUUGUGAAGAAACAAAUUGA
Molecule: messenger RNA, 986 nt
Organism: Cloeon dipterum
Lineage: Eukaryota; Metazoa; Arthropoda; Insecta; Ephemeroptera; Baetidae
Exons: 6
Coding region: 6-986 (326 amino acids)
Source: RefSeq, a predicted model, not a curated record